UAAUGUGACGCGUCGCGUACGCGCGCGUAACACACGUAUAGCCAAGAUGGCGGAAUAUCAGCAGUGAUAUUUAAUUUUGCGGAGAGUCUUCGGGCUUUAAAAAGGAUCGCGUGCGACGCAUGCGAUCGUUGACAAGGUCAGCGACAGGUCUCGGAGAAUCAGGAGCUCUCGCACAAUGUUGUGUCGCGAGCAUGAGAUCUACCUACGCACGAUUUUGACGUGCGCGAUCGGCGCUUGUUCGAUGCUUGGCGACCUCGGACUCAAGUAUGGCAAAAGCGCGCCGGAGCGCGCGGUGUUUGACAACGCAACGCACGCAACGGUAGGCGGUCUCACGUGGAUGCUGGUUGUCGUCCUCUCGCGAAAAUCCAUCGUACGCAACCUAUAUGCUAUAGUUUCUUGCUUCCUGUUAUCAUCCUUCAUCGAUCUGGAUCACUUUAUCGCGGCGCACAGUUGGCAUAUCCAUGAUGCUACACAUUUGGAGAAACGACCAUUCCUACACUGCACUACAGUUCCUAUCGUCCUGUGGAUAUUUCUUAUCCUACUCUCCAGUGUAUUCCAUUCCCUAAAGCUGCAGCAAGCUUCCUGGAUAGUACUAGCUGCCUUCUUGAGUCAUCAUAUACGAGAUGGUACCAGGAGAGGUUUGUGGUUCUGUCCCUUUGGAUCCACCCGUCCACUUCCUUACUACUUAUACGUGAGUCUUUGCAUGUCCCUUCCUUACCUAUUAUAUUGGCUCUCGUAUCAACAUACUUUUGCAGAGAGUAGUAGCGAUAAUGUUACUCUCAUUGAUAUAUGAAAGAGAUUUAUUCUCUCAUUUAUAUAUUAUAUGCAAACAGUCUGACUGGGGUCGGACAUUAAAAGUACAAAUUUAUUAUGUGCAAAACUACUCUAAGUGUUUGUCACAUGGAAACUGUCUUUGACAACUAAAGCUCGACUGAGCCAAUUAAGCUUUAAGGAUAAAAUUGAUAUAUACGAGUCUUUUUCUAUUUGGCUCACCCAACAAAAAAGUCAUAUCUAAUUUUUAUAAAAAAAAAAAAAAACAAAAAACAAGCGAGUAAUUGAAAGAAUUUUUAUACCGUCGCUAAAUUAUUGCAAACGAAUGGAACGAAGUUCGAGCACAACUUAUAGGCGAGUCCCACGUUUGUUCUCCACGUUUGCAUAUUCACGAGUCGAUAGACUGUCCAUUUUUAUGCAAAGCGCCGAUAUUCUCUACGACUCAACAGCAAUUCAAUGUUGCGAUCGAUAAUAUACACGACAUACCAUCGUCUACAAUAUUUGGAGCAUGAAGAACAUCACGAAACCACUCAACAGCCAGAUAACAUUUAAAUAAUGAGCGUAGUGCAUAUAUAUAUAUAUAUAUAUAUAUAUUCUUUUAACUUUUAAAGACCAUAGAUGAAAAUUUCAUCCGUGCAAAUUUUUGAUCUCGUCAAAAAAAAUGUAACCACACCGACAGUACUAAUUUUAUAGAUAUUUAUUCACACUAUCAGUAGUGGCAACAUUAUGAUAAAACAGAUCCAAAUUUUCGCAUAUACUAAUAUAAACUACUAUUAUUAUAAACAAUAAUAAGAAAAAUUAGUGAUAUUUAAUGGUAGGUGGCUUUUAAAGAUUAAAUUUAUUUUAAACGGUACUUUCUCGGGCGGUAUUUUAGCGGGAUGAACACAAAGAACCAAAGUACGUCGAUAUAUAUUCUAUUAUUGCUAAAAUAUACAAGGAAUACGA
Molecule: messenger RNA, 1716 nt
Organism: Harpegnathos saltator (Jerdon's jumping ant)
Lineage: Eukaryota; Metazoa; Arthropoda; Insecta; Hymenoptera; Formicidae
Product: transmembrane protein 267
Exons: 2
Coding region: 176-793 (205 amino acids)
Source: RefSeq, a predicted model, not a curated record